AUAUUGUCAACUUCGAAACAUCAACAAGAAUCCAGAAAAACUAGUUGUUGAGAGCGCAAGAUACUCAUGAUUUUAAUUUACUUUUUCCAAGAAGAAGCUUGGUGAUUUCUCAACAUAGCUGAAACGUAGGGCUCAGCAGCUGAUGUCGACUCACACAUAACGAUCAUAGUAGCGUAUAAUUAAGGAUAAGAGCAACCACCAAUGAAUGACGGAUUCUGAAAAACAGUUCCAAGUCACUCAAAAAUCCUGUUAAGGACUAAGAUACAUGUACAACUCAGUGCUGCAACAUUUGGGUGUGCUCUUAUUGGAGGAAAAAACGACGCACCACUUCACCCAAGGUAUAGCUCUCUGUCAGACGAGCAGGGACUCUAUGUCAGAUGAUCCUAAAUCAAGAUCAAGGUUUUUGUUCACCUAUCAACAUGAUGCAAUUCGGUACUUCUGAUUUGUUCCCGUGUUCCUUUCACCGCGCAUCAGAGUCGCUAUACUCGCUUGUCUCAAGUGCUGAGUAUUGGCGCUAUAUGUCGCGAACAACGAAAUAGAUCGGCCACGUACGCAUGGAGAAUUUUUUUUCAUUGCAUGGUCAGUCGCCGCCACUACAACACCAGAUGAAGAGAUACUAGAACACGAACAGAUCUAAUGAAUGAAUAGAGGACAAUGAAAGUAGAAAACGAUAGCACGAACAGUUGUAGAGUCCAUAUUGUCCACGCUUCAAAACGAUUCACGAUCUCCUCGCGAACGUUUCCUUCGGAAUCGCCCUUGACAGGAAUUUCACACUACUGCAAUGGCGUUGCGAGCUAGUAGCUUGCCGCGCUGGCUCCUUUCAGACACGGAGUUGUGGUAGUUGUUACAGGGCUAUAGAAAAUUAUGGGUGAUUCUAAUGCAGACAUGACCUUCGCGGAGUCCGCGUCUUCGUGGUCUAUGCUCUGUUUCGCUGUUACUCGACACUGCAUUGUAUACCCAGCAUGGGGUUUCACUCAUUGAUUUGAUCUGGAUAUCUAUCACUUGAAAUUGAUCUGUUCUCAGUAUCCGGAGCAAUCUUCAUCUCAUCAACAUCUUCUAGAAGAAAUGUGACUUUGAAAAAGUCUACAUAUCCGAAGCUGGACGAGAACAGAGCGUUACGACAGACAGACGAGAACAGGCGCUGGAGCUUUGAGAGUACUCCAUCUAGAGUACUGACCUAGUAAGGGUGAAGAUGUUUCUCCUUUAAGUCAUGGACAGAAUAUACGAUCAGCAGCUGCUUCCGUGGCUGCUGGGUGGGCGAUAGGAUCACACAGUGUAUACCAGGAGAAACGAGACUGGAUGUUCGCCUCACGGCUCUCACUACGUGCUUUGAGGAUAAUAGGUCUAUCCUGUGCAACAAAGUAUUUGAGUUCUAGUGGUAGUGGAAGAACGGCAGAGCGGAUGUCUAGACAUUUGUACUCUUGAUGCACCUACCAAUUGAAUGGCCUUGGUAAUAACUUCAAUUUCCUUCAUCCGAAGGAUAGCUCUACAAAAU
Messenger RNA from Amoebophrya sp. A25, 1495 nucleotides. The record is from the annotation of a GenBank genome assembly. Lineage: Eukaryota; Dinophyceae; Syndiniales; Amoebophryaceae.